Messenger RNA from Myotis daubentonii (Daubenton's bat), 804 nucleotides. Its product is annotated as speckle-type POZ protein-like. Lineage: Eukaryota; Metazoa; Chordata; Mammalia; Chiroptera; Vespertilionidae. The record is from RefSeq and is a predicted model, not a curated record.
AUGAUUGGAGAGAAGAGGUCCUGGUCUGCCAAGGUGCCUGAAGGGGGUGGUGCUAUUGCCAGCAAAGACUGGGGAUUCAAGAAAUUCAUCCGGAGACAUGUGCUUUUGGAUGGAGACAAUAGUCUUCUCCCUGAUGACCAGCUGACCCUCCUCUGUGAGGUGAGUGUGGUGCAGGAUUCCGUCACCAUUUCUGGCCAGAAUACCACGAAGAUGGUGAAGAUUCCUGAGUGCCAGCUGGCCGAUGAGUAGCUAGGUGGACUUUGGGAAAAUUCCUGGUUCACAGACUGCUGUUUUUGUGUUGCUGGCCAGGAAUUCCAGGCUCACAAAGCUAUCUUAGCAGCUCGUUCUCCAGUAUUUGGGGCCAUGUUUGCACAUGCAAUGGAGGAGAGCAAAAGGAAUCGGGGUGAAAUAAUCGACAUGGAGCCUGGAGUUUUUAAGAAGAUGAUGUGCUUCAUUUACACGGGGAAGGCUCCGAACCUGGACAAAACGGCUGGUUUGCUGGCAGCUGCUGACAAGUAUGCCCUGGAGCAUUUGAAGGUCCUGUGUGAGGAAGCCCUCAGCACACACCUCUCUGAGGAGAACGCUGCAGAAAUGCUCACCUUGGCUGACCUCCACAGCGCAGAUCAACUGAAAACUCAGGCAGGGGAUUUCAUCCACUCUCAUGCUGAGGGUGUCUUGGAGACCGAAGGGUGGCAGGCAAUGGUGGCGUCCCAUCCCCACUUGGUGGCUGAGAUGUACCCCUCUCUGGCUUCAGCACAGGGCGCCUGUCUGGGACCCCCACGCAAGCGCCGGAAGCCGACCUGA